Aspergillus lentulus is the source of this 1047-nucleotide messenger RNA. Its product is annotated as glycine amidinotransferase, mitochondrial. The record is from RefSeq and is a predicted model, not a curated record. Gene Ontology annotation, biological process: creatine biosynthetic process. Gene Ontology annotation, molecular function: glycine amidinotransferase activity. Lineage: Eukaryota; Fungi; Ascomycota; Eurotiomycetes; Eurotiales; Aspergillaceae. Gene Ontology annotation, cellular component: mitochondrial intermembrane space.
AUGGUCAAUCCUCCUCGUCCCUCCGUCCAAGCGGAUGACGAAUGGUCUCCUCUCCUGUCAGUGAUUGUGGGGCGAGCCGGACAAGCAUGCUUCCCCAGCGCUCCUACAGCCAUGAUCGAAGCAACAAUGCCUUCGCAGCACGCUCACCGAUUUAAACCUCGGCACCCUUUUGAUCCAAAGCUGAUUGCCAAAGCUGACGCUGAACUGGACUACUUCGCAGCGAUCCUCCAAGCAGAGGGAGUCCAGGUUUACAGGCCACCCGAGGGAGUCAAUUGGCUGGACGUCAACGGAUAUACCGGGGCCAUGCCCCGCGAUGGGCUUAUGAGCGUCCAAAAUACGUUAAUCGAAGCCUGCUUCGCCUGGCCCUGCCGUAGCCAGGAGAUUGAAAUCGCUUAUGAUGCCAUCCUAAGCGAACUGGCCCUGGACAGUCGGGUGAAGGUGAUUCGCCGCCCAGGACACACCUUGGCGGAUACCUUGCUCGACGGGCAUGAGGAUUCCAGUCCGUGGGUGAUUAACAACAGUCGCCCCGCGUUCGAUGCGGCUGACUUUAUGCGGUUUGGCAAAACCAUCCUCGGACAACUCAGUCACGUUACAAACCAGGCCGGCGUGGAAUAUGUCCAGCGCUGUCUGCCCACGGGAUACAAGAUAGAGAUACUCGAGGUGGAUGACCCGCAUGCUAUGCAUAUUGAUGCGACGAUCCUUCCACUCCGUGAAGGGUUGUUGGUCUAUAACCCGAACAAAGUCACGGAAAAGUCGCUGCGCAAACACGCGGUGCUGGCGGACUGGGACCUCCGCCCUUACCCAUUCACGCCGAAGGAGUCGGAAGAUCCGCCGCUUUAUAUGACGAGCCCUUGGUUGUGCCUCAACGCGCUGGUGUUGGACGGGAAACGGGUCGUGGUCGAGGCUAGCGACCAGCGAACUGCAAAGUGGUACGAAUCUCUAGGGAUGGAAUGCAUCCUGUGUCCGUUCAAGCAUGUCAACAGUAUAGGAGGCUCUUUCCACUGCGCCACGGUGGACCUGGUGAGGGUUAGCGCACAACAGCACUAG